AGCGCACAGAGGGGGUCCUGAUCUGAGGGGCUGAUAGGGCUGAAGGCAGCAGCCGGUGUGCUUGAGAUAACGAUUCCAGACCAGAACAAACUUCAACCAUCCAUCACGCACGUUUCACAAGAUUCACAACGACCGGGAACAGGACAAGAAGAUAUAAAAAAUACCGUACCACAUCCAUGGAUGAAAACAAGCCUUCUCGUAUGUAUUUUAUCGGCAAGAAAGAAGAUCUCAUUCAGGCCAAGAGAAUGAAUGUGACUCUGGAUGGAAGAGACAUUCUUAUUAUACAUCACCAAAGAACUUUCUUUGCAAUGGACCUGCAGUGUUACCAUGCCGGCAGUAGUUUAGAGCCUGGAGAUAUUGAGGAAAUCAACAACAAGCUCUGUAUUGUGUGCCCAAAGCACAAGUAUAAGAUCACUCUGGCAGAAGGUGAGGGGUUAUACAAGGCCAGCAACCCCGCAGAAAAAGUCCCUACUCCGCGGUGGUAUUCCAAAGGCAUAAAGCAGAGAGUGCACAAAGUGACAGAAGUAGACGAAGACAUCUUUGUGACGUUGUCCAACUGCCCUGGGUGGAUUGAGUCAGACUAUUAUCAGACCGAGAAGGGCAGGGCAGAACUCAGAAAAGCACAGGAGUCGGAGGAUGGAGAAGCAGACGUGAAUGCAGAUGAAGACGUUUAGUGUGGCAGCACCAGUGAGAUGAGAGCUUCAGGGAUCCUAAGGGAACUGCAUAUAUUAAGAUUGAUGAUUUCAGAGUGAGUCGGCAUGAAUAAAACUGCGAUUUGACAUCAUGAAUCAAAAUAAUAUCAUAGACCUUUUCUGAGACGGUGCCAGGAUCUCUCUUCAUCUUUAUGAUUCACAGUGAUGCCUGUCUAUCAGCUCCGUUUGGUAGGUUUUGCAAAAUAAAAGCCUAAAAUCUGCAAAAAUGUAAACAAACAAUUAUAUAUAUAUAUAUAUAUAUAUAUAUAUAUAUAUAUAUAUAUAUAUAUAUAUAUAUAUAAAUGUUCACUUAUUUAAAAUUAAUUGUUAAAUAUAUGUGCUAUAUAAUAUUUUAUUUCGUCAUAUUAUUACAUUCAUGGCAGACUUAUGCUUCAGUGAAUAUACACAUUUUUUCUAGCACACAAUUUCAAACAGGGAGCUAAUAUUCACAUUUAUAUGUCUCCAAUAACAUUUACUUUUGCAUACGUUUCCAUUAAACGCCAGGUUGAUUCUUGCACCAACAUUUAACUUGUUAUUCUAUUAUAAUUUCAUAGACGAAAUAUCCUGGAGGGACAGCGACCAUCAACUCUAAGAGUAGCAAAAAAAAAGUAAAUGGAAAAGUGCCAGAAAUUAGACAGUUGUGCUAUAUGUCAUAUUUCAUGUUCACAUUAUAAAUUAUUUGAUUCGUUUGGCUCCUGUGUGCUGAGAAAUCAUCGAAAUUGGGUGAUUAUAUGAGAGAUUGUGCGAAUUAAAAAAAAAAAAGUCAAAAGAUGCAUGUAUUUAAAAAAAAGUUACAUUAUAAUUGUCUUUACUGUCACAUUUGAUCAAUUGAAUGCAUUCUUGCUAAAAUAAAACUUGUUUUUUUUUUUU
This is a messenger RNA of Puntigrus tetrazona (Sumatra barb), 1562 nucleotides long. It is a transcript of the gene rfesd, whose product is annotated as Rieske (Fe-S) domain containing. Lineage: Eukaryota; Metazoa; Chordata; Actinopteri; Cypriniformes; Cyprinidae. Gene Ontology annotation, molecular function: 2 iron, 2 sulfur cluster binding. The coding region runs from base 177 to 674 and encodes 165 amino acids. The record is from RefSeq and is a predicted model, not a curated record. The transcript has 4 exons.